AUAUAAAGAUAUUAUUAACUUUACCUAAGUAAUACUGAUAAAAAUUUAAUUAUCAGCGUCUUAGUUACACCAGUAAUCAGAUGUAAUGUUAAAUUCAAGUCGGUGGCAUACAUGAAUAAGGUAUUAAGUAUUUUCUAUAACACCGUAAAACUGUUACUGUUGUUAUAGUUAUUUCUUAGUUAAAUUUGCAUUUUUGUUUACUGUACUUAUCGGUUUCAUUGCAACAGCCAUUAACGGUCAAAGUACAUAAGAUGCGAAUAAUUUUGUCAACAGGUAUUUUAAGCUUAUUAGUAGCCGUCUCAGGAUUCUCCGAUAACAGUGUUCGAAGGUUUAAAGAUGGCUUCCUGUUCGGGGCAGCAUCUGCAGCAUACCAGGUGGAAGGGGCUUGGAAUGAAGAUGGCAAAGGAAGGUCCAUAUGGGACGACCACUUCCACAGUGACCCGGACCAAGGGCCAGCGCCCGGAGAUGUGGCCAGCGACUCAUACCACAACUAUAAGAGGGAUGUGGAGAUGUUGAGGGAAUUGGGGGUGGACGUUUAUAGGUUUUCUAUAUCCUGGCCUAGAGUAUUGCCUCGAGGUUUCAGCAAUGUAAAAAACGAGCCAGGCCUCAAAUACUACGAUAAUCUGAUAGAUGAGCUACUAAAAUACAACAUCCAGCCCAUGGUCACUAUAUACCACUUUGAUCUACCAGUGGUCCUGCAACAUUUGGGGGGGUGGGCUAACCCCUACUCUGUGGAGUGGUUUGAGGAUUAUGCUAGGGUGUUAUUUGACCGAUAUGCUAGAAAGGUUAAAUACUGGAUCACUGUGAAUCAACCAAACUCCGUGUGUGAGGUGGAAAACUAUGAAAACCAUCUGGCUAGAAGCACGAAGGGAGUAAUGGAUUAUAUGUGCGCUAAGAAUUUGCUUCUAGCACACGCUAGAACAUAUAGAAUGUAUGAGAAGGAGUAUAAGAAGAAAUAUGGAGGGUCCAUCGGCAUAUCCAUAUCUGUAAACUGGGCGGAACCUGUCACCAACAGCACUGAAAACGUGGAGGCUGCUGAAAUAUACAGGGAGUUUAAGUAUGGCAUGUACCUGAACCCGAUCUGGUCCAAAAGUGGAGACUUUCCCAAACUGGUGAAGGAUAGGGUUGCCAAGAAGAGCAAGGAACAGGGAUUCGCCCGCUCUAGACUGCAAUCGCUUUCGAAAGACGACAUUAAGCUUAUAAAAGGUUCAGCAGAUUUCCUCGGCCUAAACCACUAUACGACUUUCCUGACAUCUCCGUCGAAGGGCAGCCACCCUGUGCCCUCAUUUGCCGAUGAUGUCAGUGUCGACGUUACAACCAAAGAUGAGUGGACGCAGUCACAUAGUGCUUGGUUGAAGAGCGCCCCCUACGGCCUGUACAAAGCUUGCCUGCACCUCAACAAGCAUUACGACUACCCUGCCAUCUUCAUCACAGAAAAUGGCUGGUCGACGGACAAGGGUCUUAAGGAUUCGAGCCGUUCGGAAUACAUCCAGCAGUACCUUAAGGCGCUUUUGUUCGCCAUAGAAGACGGGACACAGGCGCUCGGCUAUACGCACUGGAGUCUCAUGGACAACGUGGAAUGGAUGGCUGGCACCAGUGAACGUUUUGGUCUCUACGAAGUAGAUUUCGACUCGCCAGAACGGACGCGGACGGCGCGGCAGUCCGCGCUGGUUUACAAGAGAAUCAUACAGAAGAGGAUGGUCGAGGAGAGGUGGACGCCGAAAAACUUGAAGAUUAGUGUUAGCGAAGUGAAAACCGAAUUGUAAACUAUAGGGACCGUGCGAGUUGGAGGUUCUGCCAUCUUGUGGCCUGAAUCGGAAACAUAAACUAUACAUUGACACUUCACGCCAAAGCAAGUGUUGCCCUCUUCCGUUCAUAUACGUUUUCUUGUGUAUUGUAGAUUCUGCCAUCUCGUGGGCUACAUUGGAAGCAUAAACUUGACAUUUACACUUCGCGGCUAUAAAGUGGGGGCACUUGUGCUGCCCCCUACAGUUUAUGCACGUUCCCUAUAGCAGGCGUGUCUCACUCCGCAAUUUCGUCGCGUCGCUACAAUUACCUGCGGACGCCCCAAUUUUGGGGUUUUGCCAUAGUUAUUGCCGCGCACCGCUACGGAACGGACGCCUGCACGUGCUUGCGCCGCCUUGCGCGUACUAGACGCGUUUUGUUAAGAGAGUGAAUCUUCUGUACCUUAGUACUAUUACACUCUCACCUCACUAUUACCUCACUCUUCCUCUAUCUUUUCACUCUCUCCUCUCAUCUACUCAAAGGUUAACUGGAAGAGAUCCCUCAAAGGGAUAAGUUCGUCUUAGUACAUCUUAUUAGUUGUACCAUGUAAUUUUUAAUAUGUAUUUUUGUACAAUAAAGAGUUUACUACUACUACUAUUAUAUAUUCUGUGUCUAUGUGUACUUAUCCAGACGUGUACAGUUUUGGACUAAGGUCUCGAAGAGGAAGAAAGCAUCUAAAACAGAAUUUAUUAUAAGCAGAAGUAAUUUUUUUCAAGCUGUAUAUUUCUAACUUUGCUAAAUUAAUUGAAUAAGGCGCGUGCACGUCUACUUAAUGAAUUAGCAAAUUUUUUCAUGUAGAAAUAAGUUUAAUGAAGAGAUAAGGCGAGAUUUUUUUACAUGUUCAUGCGACGUUGCGUCCAGCUGACGGUCUUUCCACCGCGAUACGAACGGCUGACGAUUUUUAGGAUUCCGUACCCAAAAGGUUAAAAACGGGACCCUAUACUAAGACUCCACUGUCCGUCUAUCUGUCACCAGGCUGUAUCUCAUGAACCGUGAUAGCUAGACAGUUGAAAUUUUCACAGAUGAUGUAUUUCUGUUGCCGCUAUAACAACAAAUACUAAAACAGAAUAAAAUAAAUAUUUAAGUGAGGCUCCUAUACAACAAACGUGAUUUUUUGCCGUUUUAUGCGUAAUGGUACGGAACCCUUCGUGCGCGAGUCCGACUCGCACUUGGCCGGUUUUUUAUUUCAUAAUAACAUGUCAAAUAUCUUCUGACAAAGUUUCAAUCGGAAGGUGAUGACUAAAUUUGAUGCUGAUUGUACAGUCGCCAUCAGAUAUAUCGGAGCGGCCGAGGUGCUCAAAAAUAUCAGAACACGCACCUAACGCCUUGACAAUAGAGGCGUGUUCAGAUAUUUGUGAGCACCUUGGCUGCUCCGAUAUAUCUGAUGGCGACUGUACAAGAUGAAUAAUUAAAUUAAAACACAAAAAAUAUGAAUGCCAUAAUUACCUAAAGAUUGUAUUUACAAUCAUUAAAUUAAAACACAAAAAAUAUGAAUGCCAUAAUUACCUAAAGAUUGUAU
This is a messenger RNA of Cydia strobilella, 3304 nucleotides long. RefSeq names its product myrosinase 1-like. The transcript has 11 exons. NCBI's taxonomy places the organism in Eukaryota, Metazoa, Arthropoda, Insecta, Lepidoptera, Tortricidae. Gene Ontology annotation, molecular function: beta-glucosidase activity. Gene Ontology annotation, biological process: carbohydrate metabolic process. The record is from RefSeq and is a predicted model, not a curated record. The coding region runs from base 252 to 1766 and encodes 504 amino acids.